Olea europaea var. sylvestris is the source of this 1041-nucleotide messenger RNA. Its product is annotated as zinc finger protein GIS3-like. Gene Ontology annotation, molecular function: DNA-binding transcription factor activity; transcription cis-regulatory region binding. The record is from RefSeq and is a predicted model, not a curated record. Gene Ontology annotation, cellular component: nucleus. The transcript has a single exon. Bases 100 to 765 code for a protein of 221 amino acids. Gene Ontology annotation, biological process: gibberellic acid mediated signaling pathway; trichome morphogenesis; trichome differentiation. Lineage: Eukaryota; Viridiplantae; Streptophyta; Magnoliopsida; Lamiales; Oleaceae.
AGAAGCUUAAACUCUUGUAAACUUGUAUAAGUACCCCACAUAUGUAUCAACUCUCUAAAUUUUUCUCUUUCUCUCGGUAGAAAAAACACAUACAUAUAUAUGGAUAUGGCAGAGCUAGAGUAUCAGAGUAAAAUAAGUAAUGGAGGCUUGAAGCUCUUUGGUUUUAACGUAACAGAAGAAGAAGAGGUAGAAUCCACCAAAAGACGAGCAGGGUCGUCGGAGUCUGGCGUUUUUCCGACGCCCGAAGGACGGAAAUACGAGUGCCAGUACUGCUGCCGGGAGUUUGCUAAUUCACAGGCCUUAGGUGGCCAUCAAAACGCCCACAAGAAAGAGAGGCAACAAUUGAAACGUGCACAAAUGCAAGCAAACAGAAACGCCGCCGUGUCUUAUAUGAGAAAUCCUAUAGUCUCCGCCUUUGCUCCGCCUCCUCAUCUACUUUCUCCGACGGGUCAUGUGGUUCUUCCCGCGGCGGUACAGCAGUCUCCGUCGUGGGUUUACGUUCCACGCGCCGCACCUCCCUUCCAUGUGUCGCAUGGGUGUGUGUUUCCAGCAUCUACAACUGGGAGGGGUAUAGGGAACUUAUCGUAUGCCAGCAGUGUAGCGGAAUCCAGCUUGACAAGUGUCACGGGUCAACCGGUUAAGGCCCAUUCCGGGAAGCUAGAUGGGCCUUCGUUAAGUAGAUUUUCUAGACCGGAUGGUGGGUCCAAUUUCGAUGAUACAUUUGGGCUUGAUUUGCAUCUCAGCCUCGCGCCAGCCGAGCCGUAGAUUUAGCCGAGAUGUAGUGACGUAGGAAAGAUUGCAAUUUGCAUAGGACAAAAAUGAAUAAAGAAUAAAUUAAAAUCUUGUUCGUAUGCUACCCGGUCCAACCUAGUCCGUUCACAAGAGACACUACACGACUUUGGAGUUCAGGAGUUCAUUCUCAAGAUAAGUUUGGCUUGGCUAAUCAGCUGGCUAGAAAGCCGAUGUUAAUUUAUGGGUAGUCAGAGUUUGUACAUUUUAAGAUUUAUUUAUUUGUUUCUCAAGGAAAAUUUUCUUCAUGCA